GUGUAUUCAUUUCAUUACAUUACAUCAUCACCUAAACCCUUCUCUUCCGCCGUAGACAGACUCAGCCACCGCCAUCUUCGCAAUAAGGUUUGGUUGUGAAAUAUGAGUUUAAUAUCUCAAAAUGCUCGCUCUAAGAAUGAGACCAAGAGAGAGGAGGACAAUAAAGAAAAAGAGAUUGAAGAUGGGAGAGAGAGUGAUGUUGAUACCCUGGAAGUGAAAAAGAGGAAGCGAGAUGAUGGAAAGGAAGAACAAUUGGCAAAGGAACAAGUUAAAGCGAUGAAAAAACUUGAGAACUUUUUGUUUGGAUCUCUCUAUUCCCCUCUUGAAUUUGGAAAGGGUGAUGAUGAUGAAGUGGAUGCCGAGGCUUCUGAUUUGUUCUUCACUGAUCGUUCUGCAGAUACUGUCCUCACCGGUUACCAAGAAGAUGCUGACUUUUUAGAUGGAAAUUCUGAUGAUGAUGCUUUGCAAAGAAAGCCGGUGUGGGUGGAUGAGGAAGAAGAAAAAGUCACCGUAAACAUAGCCAGCGUCAACAGGUUAAGGAAGCUAAGAAAGGAAGAGGAUGAGAAAUUGAUUUCUGGUUCAGAGUAUGUAGCAAGAUUGAGGGCUCAACAUGUUAAGCUCAAUCGAGGAACUGACUGGGCACAACUUGAUUCAGGGUCAAAAAUGGGUGAAUCUUCUGAUGAUGAGUUGACAGAUGAUGAAAAUAAAGCUGUUGUGAGCCGAGGUUAUGAGGGUGAGGAUAUGAGUGAUAUUCUCAGAACAAAUGAAGACUUGGUUGUGAAGAGCAGCUCAAAAUUGUUGCCAGGGCAUAUUGAAUACUCGAAACUUGUAGAUGCAAAUAUACAAGAUCCUUCUAAUAGUGUGAUAAAUUCAGUUCAGUUCCAUCAAAAUGGUCAGCUGCUUCUUGCUGGUGGAUUAGACCGGAAGCUUAGGUUUUUUCAAAUUGAUGGAAAACGGAACACCAAACUUGAAAGCAUCUUCCUUGAAGAUUGCCCCAUUCGAAAAGCAUCUUUCUUGCCUGAUGGGUCUCAGGUGAUAAUAUCAGGAAGAAGAAAGUUCUUUUAUAGUCUUGAUUUAGUUAAGGCUAGUGUUGAUAAAAUUGGGCCACUGUUGGGUAGGGAUGAGAAGAGUUUGGAAGUUUUUGAGGUCUCUCCUGAUUCUCAAAUGAUAGCCUUUGUGGGUAAUGAAGGUCAUAUUUUACUGGUUUCAACUAAAUCAAAGCAGUUAGUUGGUACUCUGAAGAUGAACGGAUCAGUCCGUUCGUUAGCUUUUACUCAAGAUGGACAAAGGCUGUUAAGCGCUGGUGGUGAUGGCCAUGUUUACCAUUGGGAUAUGAGAACAAGAACUUGUAUGCACAAAGCUGUAGAUGAAGGCUGUUUAAACGGCACAGCCCUCUGUACUUCUCCAGUAGGGACACAUUUUGCAGCUGGUUCAUCGAGUGGAAUUGUGAAUAUUUACAACAGUGACGAAUUUCUGGGGGGAAAGAGAAAGCCUAUCAAGACCAUUGAUAAUCUGACUACUACAGUGGAUUUCAUGAAAUUUAAUCAUGACUCUCAAAUAUUAGCAAUCUGUUCAAGUAUGAAGAAGAGAAGUUUGAAAUUAAUACAUAUUCCAUCCUAUACUGUUUUCUCUAAUUGGCCGCAUCCAAAUACGAGCCUGCAAUAUCCCCGUUGCAUUGAUUUUAGUCCACGUGGUGGUUUUAUGGCUGUAGGAAAUUCUUCGGGGAAAGUGUUAUUGUAUAAGUUGCGCCAUUAUGACCAUGCCUAAAACAGAUUAGAAACUUUGGCAUGCAGAUUUUUGUUGUAUUUUUUUUUUUUUUUGAAAGCGAUUUUUUGUUGUAUUUUAUUUGAGGUUUUGUGGAAUUUUUGAGACUUGAGUUAUAUUUUAUCAUUAAUUAAUGAUGAAACUUUGUUUUUCUGCAUCAAA
This is a messenger RNA of Trifolium pratense (red clover), 1926 nucleotides long. RefSeq names its product U3 small nucleolar RNA-associated protein 18 homolog. Gene Ontology annotation, biological process: rRNA processing. Gene Ontology annotation, molecular function: protein binding. Bases 103 to 1767 code for a protein of 554 amino acids. Lineage: Eukaryota; Viridiplantae; Streptophyta; Magnoliopsida; Fabales; Fabaceae. The record is from RefSeq and is a predicted model, not a curated record. The transcript is spliced from 2 exons. Gene Ontology annotation, cellular component: Pwp2p-containing subcomplex of 90S preribosome; small-subunit processome.